Zerene cesonia (dogface butterfly) is the source of this 1686-nucleotide messenger RNA. RefSeq names its product protein O-glucosyltransferase 2-like. Gene Ontology annotation, cellular component: endomembrane system. The transcript is spliced from 6 exons. Gene Ontology annotation, molecular function: protein binding; glucosyltransferase activity. The record is from RefSeq and is a predicted model, not a curated record. Bases 148 to 1632 code for a protein of 494 amino acids. Lineage: Eukaryota; Metazoa; Arthropoda; Insecta; Lepidoptera; Pieridae.
AUUUUUGUAAACAAACAUUGUUGACCCAAGAGUACAUUGUUAUAACCUAAAACUGUUGACUGUGUAUCGCCAAAAGACUGAAAAUGACCCAAUUCUAGUGUAUUUUCUUAUUUUCUUCAAUACGUGAUUACUAUAUCAUUUAAAGCUAUGACUUUACUGCACUUUAGUGUUACAUUCAUAUUUUUAUGUGCAGCUUUUUAUUGCAAUGCACAAAACGUUAUAUAUUCGGGUCCGGGGUUACAACCUCAAACUAUCGUUAUGCCUGCAAGAUAUUUCUUUGUUAAUUUUACACAUGUCGAUGAAGAAACGUAUUCGUUGAAGUUCGCACAAAGCUUCGCUGUAGAAAUUACUGGACAGUCCCUAAAAAAAGCUCGUUGUAGAAUAUGGUCCAACGUCUUAGAUAGGAAGGAUGGCACAUUUAUUGUACGAUACAAAAUAUAUGAAGUUUGUUCAAAAUUGUCUAUUAAUAUGUUUUAUAUGAGUAAACAUAUAAAAGAUUCUCCAAUCACAUUUGAUGGUCCAAUUCUUCCUGAUCAGUGUGCAUGCCCAGAGAAAGAUCUAAAAUUGUGGCUAAAAAAUAAUCAAUGUCCGAAAACUUAUGAACAAAUCAAUAAGGAUCUUGAACCAUUUAAAAAUGUGCAAAUGAAAACUCAAAUUAAAACAAUAAUUAAGAAAUAUCACAAUCCAGAUAGUACAAGUUUUUGCCAUUAUGUUAUAAAAAAUAAUGAAAUUUAUAGAGACUGCUAUGGGAAACAUGUGGGUUUUAACAUGUUUGCUGAUAAUGUACUGUUGUCAAUUACUAGAAAAGUUGUUUUACCUGAUAUGGAGUUAAUGAUUAAUCUAGGUGAUUGGCCACUGAUUAGGAAAGGAAGUGAGCCACUGCCUAUGUUUUCUUGGUGUGGUAAAGAUGACUCCCUUGAUAUUGUGAUGCCAACAUAUGACAUUACCGAGUCAACAUUAGAAAAUAUGGGAAGGGUAACACUAGAUAUAUUAUCAGUACAAGGAAAUGUAGAACACCAAUGGAAAGACAGAGAACCAAAAGCAUUUUGGAGGGGCCGUGAUUCUCGGGCUGAAAGAUUGAAACUCAUAGAUAUAGCAAGAGCUAACCCAGAUUUGAUCAAUGCAUCUUUAACAAACUUUUUCUUCUUUCGAGAUAAAGAGGAACAGUAUGGCCCUAAAAUUCCUCAUAUAUCAUUCUAUAAAUUUUUUGAUUAUAAAUAUCAAAUCAAUAUAGAUGGAACUGUAGCUGCAUAUAGAUUACCAUACCUUCUGGCUGGGGGUGCUUUAGUCCUAAAGCAAGAUUCACCUUAUUAUGAACAUUUUUAUAGACAACUUAAACCUUGGGUGCAUUAUGUACCAGUAUCAAGAGAUCUCUCAGACUUAAAGGAAAGAAUACUUUGGGCCAAAGAUCAUGAUGUUGAAGCUUACAAAAUCGCUAUAAAUGCCAAAGAGUUUGCAAAUGAAAAUUUAUUACCACAACAUAUUCUUUGCUACCAUGUAGUUUUGUUUUCUGAAUGGAGUAAAAGGAUAAAAGGUGAAAUAACAGUAAAGAACAAUAUGACACAUGUGCCACAAGCAAAAUAUGAAUGUGAUUGCAACUUGAAAAAUCAGAUGAGCCAUGAAGAGUUAUAGUAAUUAUUUAUGUAUGAUAGGACACAUUGAUUAAACCAGGGCAAUCUCAAACUA